GCCGCCGCCGUCCCCGUCGUCCCCGUCCCCGCCCCCGCCGUAGGGGCCGCCGCGACCCGCGGCACCGGCACCGGCAACGGUGGAGGGUUGGGGUGGGGGUGGGGGGGGAAGGAAGGGGGAGGAAGGGAGCGUCGCGACACCAUGUCGGGUCGCGACAGCGCGUCGGGUCGCGACAGCGUGCAGAUCCCCGACGACCGGGAUUUCGGGGCGUUCCGGGCGGAGUGCGAGUCGGAGCGGGGCUGGAGCCUCACCUACAGCAAGGCGGGGGUGGCCGUCUGGGUCCAGCUGCUGGAGCCCGAGCGCUCCCUCCAUAAGAUCAAGUGCAGGAUGGAGUGCAAGGACGUGCCGGCGGAGACGCUCUACGACGUGCUGCAUGACAUCGAGUAUCGGAAAAAGUGGGACACCAAUGUCAUCGAGACCUUCGACAUCGGGAAGCUGACCGUCAACUCUGACGUGGGCUACUACGCCUGGAAGUGCCCCAAGCCCCUGAAGAACCGGGAUGUCAUCACGCUCCGCUCCUGGCUGCCCAUGGGCACUGACUACAUCAUCAUGAACUACUCCGUCAAGCACCCCAAUUACCCCCCUCGGAAGGACAUGGUGCGAGCGGUCUCCAUCCAGACGGGCUACCUGAUCAAGGGGACGGGAGCCAAGAGCUGCACCAUCACCUACCUGGCACAGGUGGACCCCAAAGGUUCCCUGCCGAAAUGGGUGGUGAACAAAUCCUCGCAGUUCCUGGCCCCCAAGGCGAUGAAGAAGAUGUACAAAGCUUGCCUGAAGUACCCGGAGUGGAAGCUGAAGCACAACCCGCACUUCAAGCCCUGGCUGUUCCCGGAGCAGAGCCGGCUGCCGGCCCUGCCGCUCUCCGAGCUCUCCCUCCAGCACGCCGACUCCCUGGAGAACAUCGACGAGAGCUCCCUGGCCGAGACCAAAGAUGACCGCGGCGAGGCCAGCGACGAGGACAGCGUUAACUGAGCCCCCCACCCCCAACUCCCCCCCCCCCGGGGCUGUUUUGUCCCUGUCGUCCCCCCCAACGCAGUUUGUGUCUCUCUCUUGCACGCACCUACACGUGCACC
This is a messenger RNA of Harpia harpyja (harpy eagle), 1073 nucleotides long. It is a transcript of the gene STARD10, whose product is annotated as StAR related lipid transfer domain containing 10. The record is from RefSeq and is a predicted model, not a curated record. The coding region runs from base 142 to 972 and encodes 276 amino acids. The transcript has 6 exons. Gene Ontology annotation, molecular function: lipid binding. Lineage: Eukaryota; Metazoa; Chordata; Aves; Accipitriformes; Accipitridae.